Molecule: messenger RNA, 1861 nt
Organism: Armigeres subalbatus
Lineage: Eukaryota; Metazoa; Arthropoda; Insecta; Diptera; Culicidae
Exons: 6
Coding region: 110-1690 (526 amino acids)
Source: RefSeq, a predicted model, not a curated record
UACCAAGACGCACUGCAGAUUGUUUUGUUUUUUCCUGUCAUUAGUGCUAUUUACAUUAGUUUUGCUACUUGAAAUAUCGCAGCACGUCGUGAAGUUUUACAACUAGAAAAUGAAUAAAGCUCACUUUGUCAUUGUUCAAACGCAGGAAGCACAAGGUCCUGUGCUAUCAGUUGUCCCGCAUCAGUGGGUGCAAAAUGAUGGCUUGAUGUGGCCAAAUAAGAAUGCGGCAUCGCUCUCCAAGGACUCCUCAUCAAAACCAUCACCAACGUGGACCAAAAUACCCUGUGUCGUGAAGAAAAAGAACAUUGCUACUUACGAGAAAGCUCAACAGGAAGCAGCGGAUCUAUCAGGGUUGUCGACGGAUACAUCAGACUUUGCUCCACGGAAGAAACAAAAAAAACUUCGUAAGAAUCAUGCUCUCGAGGGAUAUGAUUUUAAUCAUAUGCUAAGCCAAGCCGGUCCAUCCGCUGCGAGCCACCCGCAACCAGCCCUCGGGAACAUGAUUAUCAACAAGAGACAGUCAGUGAUCCCAAAACAGUCAGUGGUCCCAAUAGUUUCAAGGUCUCCUCCCAUAGUACCGAAGAUUGUGACCGGUAAGCCAGAACGGAGGACGGUUCAAUUGACGACAGAGCAGAGCUCAGUCCAGGUGGAACAGAUGCAAAUUGGUACUCCUGUUAUUCCGACCACAUCAUUCAUUCCUGUGACUCCUUGCAUCCCAGUUUCAACAGCUGCCAACAUGCAUCAAAUCAUCGACCAAUCUGAGGUGUCACUGCUCAGUGGAUCAGAGACCGCAGUUAUUUUGGAAAACGCUCAAGAAAUAGAACUCCAAACGCAGAUUGCACAAGAGGAGGUCAACACCUAUAAUGAGGAAUACAUGGCCAAUUAUGAGCAGGAACCCAAUGAAUCUUUGGAAAAUAGAAUCAUCAUGGCAGUUACCGAAAAAAUCGAGCAAGCGAGUGAUCGAAUCGUCCAAGCUGUUGCAAAAAAGAUUGAUGAAUCGCUCACUAAAUCGAUCGCAGCAAUCAAAAGUGACUUUGAUUUGAAGAUUGAAGCGGCUUUACGUGUUCGCCCUCAAAACGACGACACAUUUGACUCAGAUUUCAAAUUCUCGCCUGCAUCGACUGUUCAGGAAAUUGAAAAUCUCGAAUCAAAGUUGGCAGAUAAAUCUUAUCAAGAUAAGCUUAUCACUCACAUGCGGAAGAUCAUUGGCCCUAUUGGAGACAGUUGUAACGGCCAGAAUAUGUGUUACGCUCUGGUGGAUCGAUUUUUCCAACGCAAUGUGAUGACUAACUGUUCUUGGAGUGGGGGUAGCAAAUCCCAAUUUCCAAAGUAUGCAAUGAAAAAUUGCAGCAACAUUUUGGAAGUUUUCUUCAAGAUCGUGCACACUGUUAAUCCAACAUUUUCAGUUAAACUGAUGGAGGACUUUUUCAAGCAGGUUUUGAGGAACGCAAAAACUCGCUGCCAAGCGAAGGGGUUGCGACAGUCUACGAUUCAUCGACGGGCCAAGAAAUCAACAAAAUGUACUCGAGAUGGCAGUUAUGGAGAUGAUGUUCAAACUCAGGGAUUAAAGCAUGAAGCUUUAGAUUUGGACGUUUCCGAUAAUUUAGACGAGGACGAUUCUGAAGUGGACGAGGAAUAUGGCAACGAUAAGGAAAAUAUAAUGGAUGAUGAUGCUAGUGAAGACGAGUGAAUGGUUCACUUAUGAUUUUGAAAGAUUUCGUAAUGGAUACUUGCUGAUCUUUUUUUUACUUUUUUAGUACAUAAGUUUCAACAACUGAAAUCUCCGCCCGAUUUAAUUGAAUUUCGACUCUUUUUUAUGUAAUUCAAUAAUCAAUAAUCAUUGUAUUGAAUAAAAAUGAUA